AUGUCUCUUCCCGCCUGGAACCUGCUCAAAGGUAAAACCGCUGCCAUUACCGGUGGCACCACUGGAAUUGGCCGCGCCAUUGUUUUGGAAUACAUCUCUCAAGGAUGUAAUGUCGCGGUCAACCACUUGGGCCUUCCCAAGGAUGAAUCUCAUCGCCACAGUCUCCUUGAGGAAGUCAAGGCGUUUGAAAGAAAGGGCAUCAAUGCGGGCAAGAUCUUGGAGAUCCCUGGUGAUGUGACCUCUCCUGAGACCAGCACCAACUUGAUCAAGGAGGCAGUGUCUCAAUGGGGAAAGCUCGACAUUUUCGUCGCCAAUGCGGGAGUGUUCAAGCAAGCAGAAUUCCUCAAAAUCGAGCCAUCUUUUCUCAACCACAGCGUCGAUGUCAACGUCAAGGGCUGCUUCUAUUCCUGCCAAGCCGCUGCUCGCCAGAUGGUAAAGCAAGGGCACGGCGGUUCAAUCAUUGGAGUUUCUUCUGUCAGUGCUCUCCUUGGCGGUGGCUUUCAGACACUUUACACCCCAACAAAGGCCGCCAUUCUCUCCAUGAUGCAGUCCAUGGCAAUUGCAUUGGGCAAGGAUCACAUCCGAUGUAAUGCGCUGAUGCCUGGUACCAUCGCCACCCAGCUGGCGGAUCAUGACAUGAAGAACCCUACCAAGAAGGCUGCUUUGGAAGAGCGCAUUCCCCUUGGUCGCAUCGGUAGCCCGGAAGAUAUGGCAGGCCCGGCAGUGUUCUUAGCGUGUGAGGAAAUGAGCCGAUAUGUGAAUGGCAUGGGAUUGUUGGCGGAUGGAGGCAUGUAUAGUAAAUUGCAAUAA
This is a messenger RNA of Aspergillus chevalieri, 810 nucleotides long. RefSeq names its product SDR family NAD(P)-dependent oxidoreductase. NCBI's taxonomy places the organism in Eukaryota, Fungi, Ascomycota, Eurotiomycetes, Eurotiales, Aspergillaceae. The record is from RefSeq and is a predicted model, not a curated record. Gene Ontology annotation, molecular function: oxidoreductase activity, acting on the CH-OH group of donors, NAD or NADP as acceptor. The transcript is spliced from 2 exons. The coding region runs from base 1 to 810 and encodes 269 amino acids.